This is a messenger RNA of Entrophospora sp. SA101, 876 nucleotides long. The record is from the annotation of a GenBank genome assembly. Lineage: Eukaryota; Fungi; Glomeromycota; Glomeromycetes; Entrophosporales; Entrophosporaceae.
AUGCUUAAAAAUAAGGGAAUAUCAAGACUAGGAGGUCUUGGAGGAACAACUUACAAAGGACUGGAAGGUGGUUUUUUUUAUGAAGGUGUUGAUCUUACUAGUGCUACUGUAUGUCAGAGAGAACCAACUAUUAACAGACUGCUUGAAUGUAUGUUUAAAGAACACAUUAUUCUAUUUAGAUCACCACCAAUGACAGGAAAAACAUCCCUUGGACAACUACUUGAGGCCAAGUUGCUCCAAUUAGAUGAAUUGCAGAAUGGAUCAGCUUGUUGCAAAAAAUAUAUAGGAGAACCUUGUCAUUGUGGAAGUGCAUUUUGGAAUGCAUUUAAGCGCAUAAUGCAAAACUUGCAGCUUUCCAUUGUAGCAUUGGCCCCAUAUGGUCACUAUGGUGCUUAUGCUACUCGUGAAAAACAUAUUUGCUAUACCAAAGAAGAAUUUAGAGUUUAUUUUGAUCGAUUUUGUGAAGAACAUCUUAAAGAAAAAUUGGUAAAAGAUGACAUUCCAUAUCUUUUUAACUAUUUGUCCAAAAUAACAGUUUACCAUCCAGGUCUAAUUGUUUACACUAUGGAUCACAUUGGUGAAAGAUUUACCAAAAAAGACAGUAAUUCUUUAUCUUUUGAUAUACUUUUUUCUUAUCUAAAAUCUCAUGAUUUUAAUGAUCUCCUCAAGACUAUCCAUGCAUUUUAUCCAGCUUCUGAUCUUUCAUAUGAAGAAAGAAGAAUUGUUGAUGCUGUACUCUUCAAAAAAGGGGGUCUUGAUUAUGAAGCAGAGAAAAUUCCAAAUGAUGGUCGACUUCUUAAGACCAAUGCACUUGUUGAUACAAGUUCAAACAAAUCACAUAUUGCACUGCUUGAUUUUCCAGCACCAUUGCACUGA